Messenger RNA from Spodoptera exigua (beet armyworm), 3049 nucleotides. NCBI's taxonomy places the organism in Eukaryota, Metazoa, Arthropoda, Insecta, Lepidoptera, Noctuidae. The record is from the annotation of a GenBank genome assembly.
CCGCCUUUCAAAACUAAAUAGUCAUGUCAAUUACUUUAUAUUAAAAAUCAUUUGUUUGUCAAACUUUAAUAAUUAAAAAUAAAAAUUUUCAAAAAUAAUUCUGCAGGGAGAUUCACCUCAAAUAUAAUUAGUGUUUUUGUGUAAUAUUUCGCUUUUAGCGGAAGUGCGCAUCUGAAAAAUCGGCUGGCUGCCGGUUGGUCGCCAUACUUGUGGCGAGCUACAUAGGAAUUUGUUCUCCAGAGUUUUCGUCGUUAUCGACGAAAGGGAGUACCUUUACUCCCUUUUUUGUGUUCUAAGUUACGUAAUCGUCUAUUUACCGUGUGGUAAAAGUUAUUUGUAUAGGAAAAUAUAUUUUUCUUUGUUUUAUAUUACAAACAUGGCUUUCUAAAAUGUCGGCCUUGCACGUAAUAUCGUUAUCUCCUUGCGGAGUGUCCCGCUCAGCCGUUUGUGUGGAUGUUGGAGGAAUCCAGAAUGGAAAAGAAAUCUUUGAACCGAACUUCUCAACCACAGUCGAGGGCAUCAGCCAUCGACUGUAAAAAAAACACUGAAUCAACUCAAAAGCCUUGGCCUCGUAGCAAUAAGAAACGUGAAGGACCUGGAAGUGCCCCCAAAAAUGAACCAAGUAGAAAAUAUGCACCAGCACAACAUGGAAGGGGACAGUUUGAUAGGAGGCCAAGACCUCGUGGUUCCACAGGUUACCAUGUGGGUGGAGCGCAGAACACCAGGUUAGGAGGGGAUGAAGAGCCAGAAAUUGGCUCAGUCUUUGUGCCCGGAAGUAAGAAGCAAAACUUGAACCAUUUGCUUAAUUUUACAUACCCCUCUCGUGGAGUGCCAGAGCACAGGGGUCACCAGGUCAGACGUCCAGGGUUUCAGUACCGUGGUCCAAAUCGAUAUGGACAUGACCAUUAUUUGAGAGCUUAUUGCCAGUUCGUGGUAAAUGAAGAUGGAGAUAUUAAAGCAAAUCUGCUAGAUCCCGAUAUCCCAUUAAAGUGGGAACAUAUUGAAGAAGUUGUGGUCAGAGCUACAGGUCGUUCAAAGUGUCUUAUAUGUUUGGGACCUCCGGCGGCUGGGCGUGUGUAUCGUUGUGGUCACAUAUACUGCUGGGCCUGCAUUCUGCAUUAUGCUGCAACUCAUGACAAGCAACCACCUCCAUGUCCCAUGUGCUCAACACCAUUGCACGUUAAUGACAUGAAACCCAUAAGAAUUGUACAAUGGGAACCACUUGCAGAAGAGGUCACUAUGCGUCUCGUACGCCGCCUGCGAGGUUCAACAUCUGUGGAAAUGGCGCCACCACGCGGUCAAGUGAUUGAGGCAAUGCCAGCAAUUUUGCCUCUAGAAAAUAUUAAUAAUGCACCAUAUACUAAAAUGUUCUCUGCCACUAAGCAACAGGUCCUUGAAAUCUUGAUAAGAGAGAGGCAUGAAAUAGAGAAUCAAAUCUUGGCAGAGAUAGACACUACUGAAAUAGUUUACUUGGAACAAGCUUUAGAAAUGCUCAAGUCCAAAGAGGAAAAUAUCAAUCUUAGAUUCAGUGAGCCGAAGGUUACUUUGAAAGAAGAAACCGAUGCUGCAGUUCCUACAGUAUAUGAAAAACAGGAAGAAAACCAAAACAAAUUAGAUUGGUUUGAUGUAAACGAAGAUGGAGCAGCUGCAUGUGCUGAAAUUAUGCAAGGAACAACCAGCGACACUGGGUUGGCAGAUACAAAUACUAAUGAAAAAGAUGGUGCACCAUUUAAAAAUCUAGAAUGGCUGGAUGAAAAUGAAGUUGGAGCUGCUUGUGCUGACAUUAUACAUAAUAAUAUGGAAGCAUUAAAUCUUCACACAGUUGAUUCCAAUUUGAAUCCAGAAGCACCAUCUUUUGAAAGAGAUGAAAUGCAGCCAGAGGUAUUUCCUCUGACUGAAGGUUUAGUUCAGGAAACAAACCAAAUUGAGGAUAAUGCCGUUACAAAUAUUGAUAAACUCAACCACAAAAAAUUCUUUUAUUUCUAUCAAGCUGAAGAUGGACAACAAAUAUUUUUACACAGCUUGAAUGUGCGCAUUCUGAAUGCAUCAUGGGGCGCCUUGGCUGCUGCUCCUCAAGUAAUACGUGGACGUGUUUUGCACCGGGAAACAUUUUCACUCACUGAGCAGGACCGAAAACACAUGCCUUGUACAGCACACUUACCUCUCUUUUGUGCUUAUGAUAUUGUUGAGUUAGAACUACAGCCGCCAUUUGUCACUGAAGCAGCAUUGAACAAUUUUUCUGGUGAAUUAAAACGUCGUGCACAGGUGCGCGCACGUCGUAAACGCGAAGAAAAGCUCGCCAAUCGUCGCGCUGCGGAGUAUCAACAAAGGCCAGACCUGUCCUCCUUCCCGCCCUAUUCCAGCUCGCCACCUUAUUCCAGCCCGCCUCUUAAUUCUAGCCCGCCACUGGUUCCCAACCUAGGCGAACCAUCCACUAGCAUUGGGUCGCCACCUUCAGGAAUGUCUUUUGCUCAGAUGGCGGGCAAUAGCGGUACAUGGCGUGAGCGUAAGACGCCCGUGGCACCGCCCCCGCCUCCUGCUGCACCUGCUCUCGACGAAGUAUCCGCUCCUCGUAUGCCAAUGCUCAUGGAUUUUGUACUCACUAACCAAGGUCCUUCUAAGAAGAACAAGAAAUCCAAGCGGAACUCUUAAUUUUUCUAUUUGAAUUUCAUAGUUUUUAUCGGUAUUUGUUGACUUAAUUUUAUUAUUGACUUAAUCUUAAUAAGCUUUUCCAAGUAUAAAAAAGAUUAAGAAAAUUAUAUGUACAAUAAUUUGCUUUUUAUAAAUUGUAGACAGAAAUAUACGAAAUAUAGGUUGAGGGGCAAUAAUGACUUGAAUUACACAUUCAUCAACAUAAACAUUUAUGACAAUUCAUUCUGAACAAUUCGAUUAAUUCUGUUAUUAUUGUAUUUUUUUUUUGUAGUAGAGCAACCUGAUAAUUAUGUUAUGUUAUGCUAGAAGCUUUGUUCUCCAUGUAAUGGUUAGAUAUAAAGCGUAGCCCGUUAUUUGUAUCGACAAGUUAUUGGUGAAAUAAAAUUCAAACAUGUGA